AUGAGGAAACUGUGUCCGAAUUAUGAGAAGGUGAAUGGGUUGGAGACGGUGCUGGAGGUUCCUAUUCCGGAGGACAUGUGGACCAGCAUUGGCAGCACCGCCUCCAACCGCUGGCUGAAUCUUCGUGCUCUCUUGAGAGCUCAAAUUAAUUCCAAUAAAACCUCCUCGUCGUCGUCGUCAUCGUCAUCGUCAUCGUCGUAUCUCGUUGCUUCCUCCAACAACGAAUUCAUCGACUUGCUUAAGCUCGUUGGUUGUCCCCUCAUCCCUCUUCAGGUUCAAUCCGAUCACACCCUAACUCGUCCCCUCAAAGAUGCUUCUUCCAUCGAAGCUUCAAGUGCCAAAUAUAUAGUGCAGCAGUACAUAGGUGCGAUUGGAGGAAUGGUUGCAAUGGAUUCGCUGAAAAGCAUGUAUGCAGUGGGACAAGUGAGAAUGUUUGGUUCGGAGAUGCGUCAAGGAGGUGAAAACAUCAAACCAAAAGGCAAGGCUGAAGUAGGGGGUUUUGUGCUGUGGCAAAAGAACCCAGAUUUGUGGCACUUUGAAUUGAUUGUCUCUGGAUUCAAGGUAAGUGCAGGGAGUGAUGGCAAGGUAGCAUGGAACCAAUCUUCUUCUCAACUUUCACAAGCCAACCAAGGUCCCCCUAGACCCCUUCGCCGCUUCUUUCAGGGGCUGGAUCCAAGGUGUACAGCUAACUUGUUCAUAGACGCAGUAUGUGUAGGAGAGAAAACAAUAAACAAUGAGGAUUGUUUUACACUCAAGUUAGAGACAGCACAUAACAUCCUCCAAGCACUGAACACGUCCCAUACAGAAAUUCUAAGACACACAGUGAGGGGAUACUUUAGCCAGCGCACGGGGCUACUAGUCAAAUUCGAGGAUACAAAGUUGGUAAGAAUGAAACAUGCUAAGGGAAAUGACUCGGUUUUCUGGGAAACAAGCAUGGAGUCUGUGAUUGAGGACUAUAGGUGUGUGGAUGGCAUUAACAUAGGUCAUGGUGGCAAGACAGUGGCCAUCUUAUAUAAGUACGGUAUGGCGCAUAAUCACCAGCGAAAGAUUGAGGAGACAUGGAGGAUUGAAGAGGUUGAUUUUAACAUUUGUGGCUUGUCCAUGGAUUGCUUUUUGGCCCCCUCUGAUCUCAAGAAGGAACAACAUGGUGUAGUGUAGUAGGAAUGAGCUAGGAUUCUCCUUUCUUUUUGUCCUCAUUUUCAUUCUUACAGCUUGUCAACUGAAAGAAAAUUUGAUGUACCUAUUACGUAGAUAGGCAUAACUGAAUGUAGAAAGUCUGAUGCGGUUCUAGAUUUUGUGAAGUUCCUUGAUUCAAUUUUUAUCAGGUAGUGACAUAAAAAUGAGAAAAUGAAUUUCAAGGAUUUGUCAUUAAGAA
Molecule: messenger RNA, 1375 nt
Organism: Glycine soja
Lineage: Eukaryota; Viridiplantae; Streptophyta; Magnoliopsida; Fabales; Fabaceae
Exons: 3
Coding region: 1-1158 (385 amino acids)
Source: RefSeq, a predicted model, not a curated record